CCUCCCAACAGCUCAUUCACUGACUCCACUUCACCAGGUGAUGACGGGCGGACGCGCGGCAGUGAAAAUGAUGUGUUUUUAAAAGUCGCAAUUCACGUAGAAUGGAGAUGCGCCUCGGUCACUGGCUUUUGAUCAUUUAUUAUGAGUGGAUCUGGCUCUUCACCCUAACUUCCAUCCUGGACGGAACAAACGCGGAGGUAAGGUGCAUUCCGUCCUGCCAGCUGCCGCUCACAGCAGCAGCAUCACUUCCCUGGGAACUCUCUACGCUGGAUUUGGCUCAUUUUGGCGACGCACCAGAGGAACAGUUCGCUGGAUCUAACGAGGACCUCCCGUGCCCCAAACCCUGCCCCGCCGGCGCCGACGACAAGCACAGCGUUGCGGAAUUUACGAGCGAAGAAAGUUCGUCCCAAGUGCAUGCGCUGUUGCGGGGAAACGGAACAAGUGUCCGCCUGGAGGACGCAGUAAAAGACAAACUUUCCAACUCGGAAGAGUUUUUUCACGCGCCUGAAAAUGAGCCAGAGAAGAACAGCGGUCACGCACGAAGCUCCCACGGAGAAAAUGUGGAGCACGAGGAGGCAAGCGAGGACACGGAUGUGGCCAGUUGGAGACGAACGCGCAGGAGCGCAGAGACUUGGCCCGGGUUUAGAGAAGAGGGCGAGGAUGAGGUUUCCUUCUCGGACCCGGAGGAGUUUCAGCUUACAAGUUCUACGUUUGCUCUGAGCGGAGACACGGCUCACAACCAGGCGAUGGUGCACUGGUCCGGACAGAACAGCAGCGUGAUUCUCAUGUUGACGAAAUACUAUGACUUCAACACUGGAAGAGUCACAGAGAGCUCUUUGUGGAGGUCAACCGAUUACGGGACCACGUACGAGAAGCUUAACGAGAAAGUCGGGCCGAAAACCGUCCUGAGCUACUUGUACGUGAGUCCAAACAACAAGAGGAAGAUCAUGCUGCUGACCGACCCGGAGGUGGAGAGCAGCCUGCUCAUUAGCCUCGACGAGGGGGCGUCCUAUCAGAAACACAGCUUAGCCUUUGAUAUCCUCAGCCUGCUUUUCCACCCCGAGCAGGAGGACUGGAUCUUGGCUUACAGCCACGACCAAAAGCUCUAUGUCUCGGUUGAGUUUGGGAGAAGGUGGCAGCUUGUGCACGAUGGCGUCGUCCCCAACAGAUUCUACUGGUCCAGACUGGGCUUAGACAAAGAGCAGGGGAUGAUUCACCUGGAGAUCAGCGUCUCUGACGGACGGUCACAGUACAUAACGUGCAAACUUCAGAACUGCUCCGACGGAAACAAGGGCAAACCUUUCCCAGGAUUUAUCAUCCCCAACUCCCUGGUGGUUCAGGACGAGUACGUUUUCAUCCAGGUGCCAGUCAGCGGCCAGUCCGUCCAUUACGUGUCCUACAGGAGAAAUGCUUUCUACCCGAUGAAGCUUCCCAAGUACACUCUGCCAAAGGACUUGCAGAUAAUCAGCACCGACGAUAACCAGGUGGUGGCAGCGAUUCAGGACCAGCACCAGAACGACUCCUACAACCUGUACAUGUCCGAGUCCAGAGGACUUCUCUUCACCCUGAUGCUGGAGGACGUCGUGAGCAGUCGAGGGCCUGAGGGAAACAUCAUGAUCGACCUGUACGAGGUUGCUGGGAUUAAAGGGGUGUUCCUGUCAAAUAAAGUUGUCGAGAACCAAGUGAAAACUUAUAUCACCUACAACAAGGGGAGAGACUGGCGUCUUCUUCAGGCUCCUACAACCGAUCUCCAGGGAAACGCGGUUUAUUGUGAGCAGCCGCUCUGUUCGUUACAUCUGCACCUUCAUGUGUCGGAGAAUCCUUACACGUCGGGAAACAUUGUCAGCAAAGACUCAGCGCCGGGAAUUAUAAUAGCAUCAGGUGUCGUUGGACCUGAGCUCACCAGCAAUAAUGUCAGUAUUUUCAUCACAUCUGACGCUGGAAACACCUGGAGAGAGGUUUUUCAGGAGGAGUACAGCGUGUUCUUCUUGAAUCAAGGUGGAUCUCUGGUGGCCAUCCGACACACACCUCUGCCAAUUAGACACAUUUGGCUGAGUUUUGAUGAGGGCAGAAACUGGGACAAAUAUAGCUUCACCUCCUCUCCACUCUAUGUGGAUGGCGUCCUGGGGGAGCCUGGAGAGGACACCCUCAUCAUGACAAUAUUCGGUCACUUCAGUCAUCGCUCCGAGUGGCAACUCGUCAAAAUCGACUUCCGGUCCAUUUUUCAACACCGCUGCACAUCGGACGAUUAUCAGUCCUGGCAGCUGCACAAUGAGGGCGAAGUGUGCAUCAUGGGAAUGAAGAGAAUCUUCCAGAAACUUAAAACAAACGUUCGAUGUGUCAAGGCCAGAGAUCAGUACGUUUCCCUGAUGUCAGACUCUUGCCCGUGCACAGACGCAGAUUUUGAGUGCGACUAUGGGUUUGAGAGGCAGACUGACGGGAGCUGCACGCCGGCUUUCUGGUUCGUCCCUUCGGCGGUAUCAAGGGACUGCAUCACGGGGGAGAGCUUCCUCAACACCACAGGAUAUCGCAGGGCUCUGUCAAACAACUGCACUGAAGGAACUCUGCUGAAGUACAGCCCCAGGCGUCAAAAGUGUCCCACUCAGGCCCCAAGGGGUCUACAGCUCUUCACCAGCGAGGGAACACUGGUGGCAACCCUGGGGAAGAAUGUCACCUUCUUGGUUUUUCUGGAAGAGGGCCUCGGCUUCACGACGAGUAUAACGGUGGACUUUGGCGACGGAACGGCCAUAUCCUACGUCAACAUAAGCUCCAUCGAGGACGGGGUCAAGCACAUCUACAGUAAAGUCGGCAUUUACCAGGUCUCUGCGACAGCGAGCAACACGCUGGGCUUUGACAGAGUGAUUCUCUACCUGCACGUCUCCUGUCAACUCGAACAGGUCCAGCUGUCGGCUCCUGCCGUGGUCGUCAAGAACAAAGCGGUAAACUUCACCACAGUGUUACGUCCCGGCACCGUGGGGACCGUCAUCUAUUACUGGUGGUUGGAUAACAAAACAGAGCCGACUGUGACUCUGGACGGAACAAUGUCCUUAAUUUUCUCCAAGAAGGGAAGUUACACUGUUACUGUUCAGGCUUCGGUUGGCAAUACUGUACAUCAGGACCAGAUGACUGUGGCAGUUUAUGAUUAUUUCCGGUCACACGUUUUGGCCUUUUCUUCCAACUUGGACGAGCUGAACCCCGGGGUCCAGGAGUGGAGAGAGGACAUCUGCCGAGUGGUGAAGAACUCCGUGGUUCAGGUCACGGGAAUCAGCGAGGAUCAGCUCCUCGUCACGGUGCUUCCAGGUUUACCGACCACGGCGGAGAUUUUCAUCGUGCCUGAGAAGAGGUCGAGAGACGGAGGAGCCGUGCAUGAAAAGUGGGCGCACCUGGAUCAGCUUUCACAGGUUCUGCUAAGUGCUCUGAACCAGGACCUCGUUCAGUUCACACUCAAGCCGGGGGUGCAGGUUAACGUAUAUGCCACGCGGCUGUCUCCAGCUCCUCUUGUGGACAGCAGUGUGAGCGGCCACAGCAGCACCGCAGUCAUCCUGCUCGUUUCGGGCGCGCUGAUGGGCUUGGCCAUCUUCAUGAUAUAUACAUUCAAAAGGAAGUUCCCCGGCAUCCACACGUACACAGCAGAGCAGCCCGACAAAGAACAAGAGGUCAUCCCGACAGUGGCCUCCAUCGCCAGCUCGGAUCCCGAGGGGGAUAAGCUGACCUCGCUGGAACACGUGGACGUACAGUUGAACUCAAACAGCAGAGGCUACCUGCCAUCUCACACAGACAUCAAGCUCUCUGAUGAAGCGCCCCAUGUGUUUUAAUGUUGAGAGUCUAUGACCGACUCAAAAGCAAUACAUCUUCUUUGGCAGUUACUUCCAGCGAGCGAUGAAACCACGGUCACAAUGAAUGGUCUCGAGUGUUUUCCUACCCAUGCAUGGAUGGACCAGUUCACACUGUGCUGCCUAAUCCCUCUGAGGAGACUGUACAGAUUUAUACUUGCUUCUUGGAAGAGGAAAAAAAAAAAGGGACACUUUUUGACUGAAAAUACUUGUAUUUUUGCAAGGACACCGAUCUGAUCUUUUUAUGUAAAUAACGACGUUCAUAAUGGAGGCAGUGGAAGUCAUUUGUCUCCGCUCGAACAUGGAAAUACCUAAAUGGGCGGCAACAGAAGUGAUGUGUAAUAAUAUCUUUAAAAACAAAUAUGCUUUUAAUCCUGCUCUUUUGGGGGUGUUGUGUUUGUGUGUCUUUGUUUUUCCUGUGUGGGGAAGUUUGCUUAUUCUGAGUGAAGACAGUGAGUGGAGCAGAUUCAUUAAGCCCCCAAGAACAAUCAGUAAAUCUUAUCACAAGCUUCUCAUCAAAUGAAAGCUUGCAAUAUCCAGGAGACGAAGGAGGGAGGGCCUCCAGUCCCCGAUCAGUGCGUUCCAUCAAAUCUGUCGCUCCGCUGCUCCAAAUGUUAUAUACGUAUGUCAUAACAAAAAUAAGAAACAGAAGAUUGAAGAUAGGUACCUACAGCGGACAGGAAGCUCAACAAUUCCUCUUGUUUCGGAGACCUUAACUGGUUUCAGUGAUGCUGGAAUAAUCUGACACGAUACGCCCACUUUAAAAGAGAUUAAACCUACCUAAUUCAUACAUAUGCAUUAUUAUUGCAGUGGAAAUAUUGUAUGUGAUUUGAUUUACAGUGGAACAAAGCAAUGACUUGUACUUUUGUGAUUAUACGUCGCCGGGAGCGUUACUUGUACAUUCUUGUUUCCAGGAGAACUUUUUUUUCCUCUGACAGUCUUGCAGCAGAAUGUCGUGUUUUUGAUGAGUUAAAAGGUCCAGUGUGUAAGAAUUAGUGACAUCUAAUGGUGAGACAUGAGUGCCAGGGGACUACAGUGGCCUUUGUGUACCAAAAAAGGAUGUCGUCGUUAUCAGUUUGAAACUUGGUUCCUUAUUAUGUGAAGUGUCCAUUGGCGUCUUCUAGGGCUGUCACUUUUUAACCAAUUCUGAGCGGGAAAGUUCAAAUUCACACCUUAAAAACUUAUUUGAGUGAGUGCCACUUGACUUGGAUCCACUUUGAAUCCAUCAUAGAAAUAGUGCCGCGUUACAUUUACAGUGAUGUCGCCUCCAAAUUCACCACGUUCCGGAGAGGAGUCCGAAAGACCCAUGGACGCCAGUUGAUCACAAUCUCUACAACGUAUUUGGUGCGCACACAAACAGAGGUGCCAUGAAUGGAUGCAAAUCCGACAAAUUCUUCAAUCCCGUUGAAGAACUUCCGCGUUCCGACUACAAAUGGAGCUCAGUUAUGCUGUAAUGUGUCGAUGUUGUGUUUUUCUGUAAAAAUGCGGUUUUAUGGCAAAUCUGCCGACUCCCAUUUCAGCUUCAAACUUGAUUCUGGUGAAAAAGAAAAGUGACAGCCCCAAGGCCUUUAUAAAUAAAUGUAUCAUCCCUUUAGGGGUCACCACAGCAGAUCAUCCGCCUCCAUCCUGUCCUCUCCCUUGUGUCCUCUUCUGUUACAUCAACUGUCCUCGCGUCCUUCACAGCAUCCAUUAACGUUCUUUGUGGUCUUGCUCUUUUCCUCGUGCCCGGCAGCUCCAUCGCUGACAAACCAUCUCAACCCUGACUCUUUACUUUAUUUCCAAACGGUUCAGCCUGAGCUGUUCCUCAUUAUGUUCGUUUCUUUUUUUAAAUCCUGUCCACUCUGGUCACUCCCAUGGAAAAUCUCAUAAAAAAAGGCUUAUUUUUUUAAUGCUAAAAUAGAUUCUGCCAAUAAAGCCUCGUAAAUGUUACACACUGGACCUUUAAAACUGGUGUUUAUUUAGAGCCACACAUUUAAACGACCGCUUGGGCACAGUUCCAAAAACUUCUCACACCUUUGGAGCGGCUUUGGACUGAUCUCACUGUGAAGGUUGUGGUCCAAAGUCCAUCGCUGAAACUCCACCACUUUUCUUUCAGCUUAAAAAAAAUGGAAACAGCUGUGAGCUCUUCCUCGACUGUUCAUAUUAACCACGAUGAUACCAGCAUCUGCACAUGGCAUUCCCUCAGUUUACAGUUAAAAAAGAAAGCGGAGGAGGUCACAGUGUCUGUUCUCGGUUUGAUCCAGGGGGACUCGGCGGACAAAAAGGCUGCACAUUUGUUCAUCUCCUUGGCUGCGAGGGACACGGAGCCAUAGAGGGAGACGUAUCUCCGGUCUAUAAGGCUCAGCCUACACACAGAGCUUUGGUCAGCUGCUGUUUCUUUGGGAUAAGUACUGAAGUUUUUACUUCAUCAAACUUUUCUUAUUAAGUGCUGUCAGCGUUAUGUGUCAGGAAGACGAAUUGACUACAGGCUGCUCCAUACGUCUCC
Messenger RNA from Solea solea (common sole), 6318 nucleotides. RefSeq names its product VPS10 domain-containing receptor SorCS1-like. The transcript is spliced from 27 exons. NCBI's taxonomy places the organism in Eukaryota, Metazoa, Chordata, Actinopteri, Pleuronectiformes, Soleidae. Gene Ontology annotation, cellular component: membrane; Golgi apparatus. The coding region runs from base 102 to 3815 and encodes 1237 amino acids. The record is from RefSeq and is a predicted model, not a curated record. Gene Ontology annotation, molecular function: protein binding. Gene Ontology annotation, biological process: post-Golgi vesicle-mediated transport.